AUGGCCUUUCUCUUGAAGGCGAUCGGCCUCUUCGACUCCAUACCGGGGUUUCCCUACACACCCAGUGGCGGCAGUGGCGCUGGCAGCACAACCGCCGUGACACCCACCCUCACGUGGACAAUGUGCCCUGGCGUGGGUAAGGAGGAUGAGCGAGCUGUUACGAUAUUUUCCAUUUGUUUAUCAAAAGCUGACAGUGGAGUGAAGGAGAUGGCGCGGCAUGCGAUGAAGCGCGCGAAAAGCCUGUUGCUGCCAGGUCUCCUGCGCUGCUACGGUGCGGCGGAGCACCAAGAGACGGUGUACAUUGCCAUGGAACCGUGCGAGCCGUUGCGUACGGUACUGCAACAGUCGUCAAACACGCAAGAUGGCGAGGACGGCGAUGAAGAGGAGGCUUUCUUGGAGAGUGUUGCGUUGGGAUUGAAGGCGGUUGGAUCAGCUCUCACCGCACUGCAUCACAACAACUUUGUGCAUGGAAAUGUCUCCUCCGACUCGAUCUUUGUUAUUGCAGGCGGCGAGUGGCGCUUGUUUGGCCUUGAGCUGCUCAGUACAUUUAACGAACCCCGUAGUAUUUAUCAACGCCACUGCCUGCUGUUGCCGGAGGGGCGACGUCCGCCAGAGACACUCCAAACAAACUAUGAAACGAGUCGGCACAUUAGCAACAUCGACUCGUGGGGGUUGGCGUGCCUCAUAUAUGAGGUUCUAGGUGGGCCUAUUGGACAAGCACGGAGCCUAAUGCAAGUGAACUGGAAGGCAAAUGACAUGCGUGGGUGUCGGAGUCUUCCACGAACGUUGCAGAGCGGCUUUAUUGGUCUUUGUGCUGCCAACCCGAAAAUGCGCCAUGAUGUGGAACGCUUCUUGAAGACCAGUGAAUUUAUCGUUGGGAGCGAAUUUGUGCAGUGCAUGCAUGCCCUAGAUGAGUUGUCGCUGAAGGACACUGUGGAGCGGGAGCGAUUCUUUGAGCAUCUCACGGAGGUUGUCGACAUGUUCCCCAAGAGGGCGUGUAUGUGUCUGGUGCUACCCAAACUGCAAGCCUCGUUUAAGUUUGGUAUCCUUCCAGCCGUUAUAGAGCCUGUGCUUAAAAUCGCCGCAAAUAUCACCGCACCGGAGCACUACGCAGCAUACGUGGCACCCAUUAUUAUUAAACUGUUUGCCUCCCAAGACAGGGUGGUGCAAUAUCGGAUGCUUCAGCGAGCCUCUGAAUACGCAUCGAUGCUGCCAGCUACCGUGGUUAAUGAACAGUUGUGGCCCUUUUUUGUGUCGGGGUUUAGCAGUCCCGUUCCUAGUAUUCGGGAGUACAGCGUGCGCGCCUUGGUGGCGUUUGCCAACAGUUUAAGUGAGAAGAUCAUGCUCACUGAUGUUCCCAGGUUUAUUUCACAGUUACAGCAGGACACCGAGGGGGCCAUCCGCACAAAUGCCACCAUCAGUCUCUGUCUCAUGGCGGAGAAGAUACCCACAGCGGAUCGUUCAAACAUUCUUGUGCACGGGUUUGGCAGGAUGCUUAAAGAUCCUUUUGUGCCUAGUCGUCUUGGGGCUCUGCGCUCCUUUCGCACGUGCUUGGCACACCUAACACCGCAGCACAUCGCAGAGCUGAUGCUUCCUGGCGUUGGGCCUCGCGCAGUGGACGAUGUCCGUGAGGUACGACAGGAGGCGUUGGAUGUGCUACGUGAGGCCAUUGGUCGCCUCGAUGAGUACAACACCCAAGCACCUUUACAAGAGGCAAAGGCAGGCGUUGCCGCCGCGUCAAACGAGGUGCCCGUCACCAAUAGGAAACAGACCUCGUCCUGGUGGGGAUGGGGGCGGGGCGCCACCACCACUACCACGACGUCCAGCGAUGCGAAGUGUGAGGCUGCUUCAGAAGAAAGCGGCGGAUCUGCGCUUGCGUGCAAGGGUGAGAGCAACGGUACCAGUAAAUGCCCUGCAGCCUCCCACUUACCGACCAGCUCUGCGGCGGCAAAGACGAUGCCCACGACGGUGGUAUCUGCGACUGAGUCUGGGUUUAGCGACGAUGACGCAUGGGGGACUAACGACGAGGAAAUCUCUUUCAAGGUCCCGACAUCAGAGAGCAGUGGCACGAUGGAGAAGUCUAACAAUCGGCAUUUUGACACGAAUAGCAUCACACAGCCAGUGACAAGCGGUCAUGCAAUGAAGCUGCGCAAAAAAGGUCUUGGAGCUGCACGUCUCCAGUAG
This is a messenger RNA of Trypanosoma rangeli, 2184 nucleotides long. RefSeq names its product SCY1 family protein kinase. The coding region runs from base 1 to 2184 and encodes 727 amino acids. NCBI's taxonomy places the organism in Eukaryota, Euglenozoa, Kinetoplastea, Trypanosomatida, Trypanosomatidae. The record is from RefSeq and is a predicted model, not a curated record. The transcript has a single exon. Gene Ontology annotation, biological process: protein phosphorylation. Gene Ontology annotation, molecular function: protein kinase activity; ATP binding.